AAACUUCCACUUUCUAGUCAGGAUUUGUUUUGUAGUCUAUUAGAACAAUAAAACUUUUCAGUGUCAUUCACUAAAGAGUUGGCCUAACUUGCAAUGUAAGUUUGUCUGUAAUUUGAUCAUCAAUAUGUGUGAGAGUGAAAAUUUUUUGUAAAUUUGUCUGCAAUUUAAAUUAUUACAUGUGUGAGAGUUUACAUUUUGUGUGUUUCUUUGCUUCUUGAAUUGUAUUUCUUAAAAUCAGUGAAUUCAUAUUUUCUUAACCUCCCCUUAAAAAACAGCCAAACUGAAUUUUUGGGGUAAAAGUUAAAAUUUUAUUGGCAUUUGGUUUAUUUAUUAAAUUUCAACUCGAUGAGUUAACGGGAUGUAGGUCUUUGCCGUCUGAAGAUUUUGCCACAAAGUUAGAAACACAAGAACAAAAGCGAUGUUAAUAGAAAUGAUAUAAAAAGCAGGUCACAUUAUAAAAAUAUAGCUGCACUUGUUUGAAGAACUAUUUGAAACAAAACGUAUUUAUAAUGCUAAAACCAAGCCUCUUCAGGACAGAUACCUGAGAUCAGCUCGAUUAGAACGAAUUAUUUCAUUAAUAGUGACCGAAAGAUAUACAAUUUUCACAAUAUCCUGUUAAAAAUGUAAAUAAUCCCUUCUGAAGUUGAUAUUGUGACUAAGGAGGGAAGUUCCUUAGGUAAAUGAAGGCUGAAAAUUGUGCCUGAGAAAUACUUUUAGAUUUCAUGAUUCUAAAGUGUAAUAGUUUACAAAUGUUUUUUUGUUAGGAAUAUUUAUACAUGAGCUAAAAAUGAACAUGGAGAAUGAAAUAAAAUACAAAACAUUUCCAUUAAUUUCGAUCUAUAAAGAAAUCUGUAUCUUAUAUUAUAUAAUAAGAACUGGGCAAAUAAUUGAAAAAUAUAUAUAUAUAUAUAUAUUUUAGAACCGAUGAAAAUAUUUCCGCGUGGUAUUAGUCUCGUUGUGUGAUAGAACAGCUUGAUUGUGUGAUACGGGGCUAAAGCAUUUAUUUUGGGGACUUGAUUGGACAUAUCUGAAAUUUAUAUAGUAUAUUUUAGACUGACUGUUCCACUGUGGGGGCGGCAGUUAUGUCCAAAAAUCCCACGAACAAUAAGUGCUUGGAACCAACUGGACAAUGCCCCCGUGGACUCGAGAUCAAUCGAGACUUCCAAGGCUGCCAUGGCACCCGCUAGGAACGGUUGGGAUAGCCGUAUCGUUUCCCAAAUCGUUGCAAAUAUGCCAGUACUUGGUUACAGCAACGUUGUCUAUCAGAAUCAGAAUCAGAAUUACAUAUAAAUGUGUGAUUUUAAUCAAGUAAAGUCAUUUCGUAAAUGUUUGUGAAAAUGUUAAGUCUGGCUUAUAAUCGAACCUGUUGAGAUAGGUGGGGGGGGGGGGCUCUGCAAGAACUAAAUUAGGUUAGUAUCUAUCGUAGGGGAUGCUUCAGUUCCUCCAAACAUAAAAUCACUGCCAUGUGGUCCUGUUGAGAUAGGUGGGGGGGGGGGGGCUCUGCAAGAACUAAAUUAGGUUAGUAUCUAUCGUAGGGGAUGCUUCAGUUCCUCCAAACAUAAAAUCACUGCCAUGUGGAGCGUUCUGUUUUCAGGAUUUAUCCGAGCGCAAUUUCAGAAAUGCGCAAAGAUUUUUUUACAUAAAAAAAAAUUAUAUUGCAUAAGCGGGAAAGGUGACAUUGAAGAGUUGGGCCAAAUCAAUGGCUAGUCGAUAUUUUUUUUUAAAAAGUGUUUAUUUCAUUGUACUGUCUUCCCUAGCCUGUAGCAUGUCACUGUACAUCCAUUUCCUCGUCUGUCUGUCUGCUCUGACCUGGGCUGAGAUCAACUUGAAGCCCUACGAUGUCACGGCAGGUGUUAUGUUCAAGGCUGUGGAUGUCAAUCAGGAUGGUCUGGUCAGUAGGAAUGAACUGGACCUAGCUUUUAAGGUUAGUACUAUGUUGCUUUUAUUUGGGUUAUCAUUUUCAAUAUCUGUAAUCAGUAGGAUACAUAGGCGGAUGCAAGAGGGAGUCGACCGCCCCGGACGGCACUCUUCUUGUUGAAUGUGUUUGUGUGUGUUUUGGGCACUAUUUCUGUUACUUUUCCAAGGUGGCAUUUAGUCAAGGUACGCCAGUGUCUUAAAUUGAUCAAAUCCUCUUCAAGCAAACAUCUUCUUCUUCUUCCGUCUGCUUUUACCAAAGUUGCGUCGCAGGAUGGUAUAGUGUGUGAUUAACCAGCUGAGAGGUCACAGUUUUGAACAUUAGGGUGUCAAUCAGCCGAAGACCUGGCCCUUAAAACGGAGUAAGAUUGCAAUACAUGUUGGGUAACUGCCAUUCUGACCAUAUGGCCAAACAGGUACUGUUGAUUGCGAUUAUCUGGUUGAUUGGGACAGCACCAACCAUGUUUUCUUAAAAUUCCAAAGCUGAUGUAUUCUAAUUGUAUCGACAAUACCUUGUAUAAAUAUAUACCAUUUAAAUAUCCCAGGUCUACGACAGUAACGGAGAUGGCCGAGUAUCGAGGCUGGAGUACCUCAGGUAUCUCCUGCAGAUGGUCCCUGACCCGACGUUGAACCGCCUGUUUCAGGCAACGUACGACAUCAUCGAUGUCGACAGCGACAGCAUCCUUGACAAGCAUGACUUCGACAACUUCUUCUCGCUGAUCGACUCCAACAGUGACAACCAAAUUGACCUGGCCGAAUACGUCCGGUAAGUUACCUUAUAUGUAGUGACCUGGUCGAAUAAGUCCGGUAAGUUACGCUAGAUGUAGUCACCUGGCGGAAUACGUCCGGUGAGUUACCCUAAAUGCAAGGACCUGGCCGAAUACAUCCGGUAAGUUAUUCUAGAGGAAUUGUCCUUUGCCGAAUAUGUCCGGUGAGUUAGGCUAGACGUAGCGACCUGGCCGAAUACGUCCGGUAAGUUACCCUAGAUGAAGUGACCUGGUCUAAUACGUCUGGUGAGCUACGCUAGAUGUAGUGACCUAGCUGAAUACAUCCGGUAAGUUUUCUUAAAUGUAGUGACCUGGCCGAAUACGUCCAGAAGUUACCCUAGAUGUAGUGACCUGGCGGAAUACGUCCAGUAAGUUACCCUAGAUAAAGUGACCUGUGCUAAUUAGUCCGGUGAGUUACCCUAGAUGUAGUGACCUGGCCGAAUAAGUUCGGUGAGUUACCCUAAAUGUAGUGACCUUGCCCAAUACGUCCGGUAAGUUACCCUAGAUGUAGUGUCCUGGUCGAAUAUGUCCGUGAAGUUACCUUAGAUGUAAUUAUCUGUUCGAAUGCAUCCGGUAAGUUACCCUAGAUUCAGUGACCUGGCCGUACAUUUCCGGUAAGUUACCUUAGAUGUAGUGGCUUCAUUUAUAGAUAAUAUUGUUUAAAUGCAUUUGCAAUAAAACCCGGAUAUCGCAAUCCAUCUGUGUUAUAAAUAAUAGAAUUGUUACGGCAUAUUUUCUAUUUAAACAUUUACCUUAACAACUGUACGGAAAUUUAAUUAUCCUUUUAGAAAAGAGUUGUACAACAAUAAUUUUAUUUGUUAAAAAUCAAAAUCUGUUUGAAUCUAUCUUUUGUGCCCCUCAGCUAUUGGUCUGUUCUCAUGCCUGGACUGGAGACAAGACUCUAGAAACUCUACUAGAUCAUAUCACAGAGAUCAUACAUAGCACAUACUUUUGUUCACUUUUUCUGAUAACUGCAGACCCAUUUUAAUUAAAUUUUGCUUUAAAAAAAGGCUUUCUUAAAAGAAA
Messenger RNA from Lymnaea stagnalis (great pond snail), 3707 nucleotides. The record is from the annotation of a GenBank genome assembly. Lineage: Eukaryota; Metazoa; Mollusca; Gastropoda; Lymnaeidae.